AUGGCCAGCCGGGUCUGUCGAAGCAGAGCUCUGGCUUCGGCUCUCCAGCCUGCGAAGCCCUCCAUCCAAGCCACCAAUGCCCAGGCACUCCGCUGCCUGUCCGCGACGGCGGCCACUGCGCAACAUGUCACCGUCGGCAAGGACUCCCCCAACAUGAGGCACGCGCCCAGGAACCCAAUUGGCACUCUCAAGGCUCCUGUUGUCAACCCUGCCGAUCAGUACGCUUCCAAGGCUGAUGCCCUCCACCGAUACGGAACCUGGGUCAUGGGCUGCCUUCCCAAAUACGUCCAGCAGUUCUCGGUCUGGAAGGAUGAGCUCACCAUCUACAUCCCUCCGUCCGGUGUUAUUCCCGUCUUUUCCUUCCUCAAGUAUAACACCGCUGCCGAGUUCACCCAAUGCAGCACGGUCACGGCCGCCGACUAUCCCACCCGCGACCAACGCUUCGAGAUCGUCUACCACCUCCUCAGCGUCCGCCACAACUCCCGCAUCCGCGUCAAGACCUACGCCGACGAGGUCACCCCCGUCCCCAGCAUCACCCCGCUCUACGACGGCGCCAACUGGUACGAGCGCGAGGUCUACGACCUCUUCGGCGUCUUCUUCGUCGGCCACCCCGAUCUCCGCCGCAUCAUGACCGACUACGGCUUCGAGGGCCACCCCUUGAGGAAGGAUUUCCCUCUUACCGGUUACACCGAGAUCAGGUACGAUGAGGAGAAGAAGCGCAUCGUCACCGAGCCCCUCGAGCUUACCCAGGCUUUCCGCAACUUCGAGGGCGGAUCUAGUGCUUGGGAGCAGAUCGGCCCCGGUGUUGAUCUCAAACCUGACUCUUUCAAGCUACCCACGCCGAAGCCUGAGGAGAAGACGGAGGAGCCGAAGAAAUAG
This is a messenger RNA of Scedosporium apiospermum, 879 nucleotides long. Its product is annotated as NADH-ubiquinone oxidoreductase 30.4 kDa subunit, mitochondrial. NCBI's taxonomy places the organism in Eukaryota, Fungi, Ascomycota, Sordariomycetes, Microascales, Microascaceae. Gene Ontology annotation, molecular function: NADH dehydrogenase (ubiquinone) activity. The record is from RefSeq and is a predicted model, not a curated record. The transcript has 2 exons. Bases 1 to 879 code for a protein of 292 amino acids.